Molecule: messenger RNA, 5490 nt
Organism: Dromaius novaehollandiae (emu)
Lineage: Eukaryota; Metazoa; Chordata; Aves; Casuariiformes; Dromaiidae
Gene: SLC30A10
Product: solute carrier family 30 member 10
Exons: 4
Coding region: 108-1457 (449 amino acids)
Biological process (GO): zinc ion transmembrane transport; manganese ion transport; detoxification of zinc ion
Cellular component (GO): membrane
Molecular function (GO): zinc ion transmembrane transporter activity
Source: RefSeq, a predicted model, not a curated record
GGGGGCGGGCGGCGCUCGGUGGCUGCGCGGCGGCGGAGCCGGGCGGCGGCGGCGGCGGCAGCGGCCUCGGCAUGCGCCGGCGCUAGCGGCAGAGCCCGUGCGCCGCGAUGGGGCGGUACUCGGGGAAGACGUGCCGGCUCAUCUUCAUGCUGGUGCUCACCGUCGGCUUCUUCGUGGCCGAGCUGGUGUCGGGCUACCUGGGCAACUCCAUCGCGCUGGUGUCCGACUCCUUCAACAUGCUCUCGGACCUCAUCUCGCUCUGCGUGGGCCUCUCCACGGGGCGCAUCGCCCGCCGCAGCCGCCGCGGGCCCCGCGCCACCUACGGCUACAGCCGCGCCGAGGCGGUGGGGGCGCUCAGCAACGCCGUCUUCCUCACCGCCCUCUGCUUCACCAUCUUCGUGGAGGCCGUGCUGCGCCUCGCCCGCCCCGAGCGCAUCGACGACGCCGAGCUGGUGCUCAUCGUCGGCGCCCUCGGCCUAGCCGUCAACCUCGUGGGGCUCCUCGUCUUCCAGGACUGGGCCGCCUGCUGCCGCCGCCGUCCCCCGCCGCCCCCCGGGCCCGGGCCCGCCGCCGCCGCCGCCGCCGCCGCCGCCGCCGCCGCCGAGCCCCCCCCCGCCGCCGCCGCCGCCGCCGAGCCCCCCGCCGCCGGCGCAGCAGGUGAUUCACCAAAUGACCAAAAGAGGCCUGAGGAGAGGUCUGAGAGGAAAACAGAGAAAAAAUCCGAAGCCUUGAACAUCAGAGGUGUUCUUUUGCAUGUUAUGGGAGAUGCACUUGGAUCUGUGGUUGUGGUAGUUACAGCUACAAUCUUUCAUUUACUUCCUCUGAGUGCUGAUGCGCCAUGUAACUGGCAGUGCUAUAUCGAUCCAAGCCUGACAAUAAUUAUGGUGUUCAUCAUUUUGUCUUCUGCAUUCCCGCUUAUCAAAGAGACCUCGGUUAUUUUAUUGCAGAUGGUUCCCAAAGGUGUUAAUAUGCAACUACUGACUGACAGACUAGCUCAUGUGCCAGGGGUUAGCAACCUCCAUGAGGUGCACGUCUGGGAGCUUGCAGGUGGGAAGAAUAUUGCUACUCUUCAUGUCAAGUGCCAAACCCCUACUGUUUACCAAGAUGCUGCUUAUAAAAUACGGAAGGUUUUCCAUGAAGCAGGGAUCCAUUCUGUGACCAUCCAACCGGAGUACCUUGACCACAAGACCUCCCAGCUCCUGUGCAGCUCGCCCUGCAUCUCAAAAGAGUGUGACUCUCAGCUCUGCUGCAGUCAGCAGGAGGCAUCACUCCCCCAAACUAAUGGCUAUGUCGAGAAAAAUGAGAGUGGCCUUUCUGCAGUGCGUAAAGACAAUGGCUCAAGCAAAAAUGAUAUUGAAAUCCCUAUUGAGUACCCACUGACAGAGGAUACUAUUAAAAACAAGAAAAAUUGUACAAUGUCUGAUGACAAAUCGCGGUUGAGCAGUACGCGAUUUUAAGCAGUUCACUCUGCGUAAUCUUUCCUUAGAACAAAAGUAUCCUGGCCGAAAAGCGGGCCAUCACAGGUUGUAGCUAAGUUGGUGUGGCAAAGAGAAAUCUGUACUUUAGCUGUAAACCAAAAUACACUUAAAAAGCUUGCAUCUGAAAUAAGAAUUAAUAUUUUCAUGAUGAGUCUUGUGCUCGUCUAAGAGUUUUCUGAUACAGCCUAACACAGUUCCUUAUCAAACUAUGCGUGCACUUCUAUUAUUAGGGCAAACCGGGUGUACUGCAGCCUACACUGAUGCUUGCAGUUUAUGGCCAGUGGCACUGCAAAUUGAACUCUGGCUUUUCUACUGAAGUGGGCUGUGUCCUGAAAGCCCUAUAGCAAGUGAGUGUAGUGAGUACUGGACUGAAGUACUGUAUAUUUAUAAAGGACUUCAGUAGAGAUGUUUUACUGAUCCUUAAAGCCCAUUUUGCAUAAACAGGAGUUCAUUUUUAACAGUAACUCUUGUGCUUCUGUACUGUGAGUUUGUGAAUGAAGUUAAGAGUGUCUAAUAGGGAGAGGAAGCACUCAGGAAAGUUUGGCUUGCAUUAUUUUCUUGAUUGACUUCUGUAUUUAGGGUCAGAGCAGAAGCUGAUCCUACUUCUCUACUAAUAAUACUGGAGUCUUAGCUUAAUUACAGAUAAGUGUGCUAACGAAUAUACUUCCUCUUAUGAAAGCUAAAGGGUACUUACUAGCUAAUAUUGUCUCUGCUGAUUCUAGUAAAUGAAAAUGCGGGCAGUCAUCAACUUUUUUUGUUCACUGUUGUGAUUAUACAACUCCUUUUCUUUUUUUUUUUCUUGACAACAGACGUUAUAAUCGCUACAGUCAUAAUACUGCAAUCAUUCCACAUGAUAAUGAAUCUUUAACACUGAGUGUCUGUCAUUAUUCAUACUGAAUAAAUAAGCUAAUGUAGCUAUCAGGAAUAGUUAAAAUUCUGCAACUCCAUUUUGCCAUUAAGACACAAUUUAAUAUUGCAUUAAUUAAGAAAGUCCCUUUAAAAUUUUAUAUGCAGUGUUACCACUUAAAGGGAGCUGUUUAGAGUAUGGGGAAUUUUUCCUGUUUUAAUCUAGAUUCCCUCUUGUAGAUUGAUUUUAAACAUUCAAGCCCCCCUCUCCCCACCAAGGGAUGUAUUUAGUGAAGCAUUUCCAUUAUCUUUUUGCUACUUAUACUUCUUGAGGACAUGCUAGGGUGCUUUAAGGAAAACAACACGACAUGCCCUGUCACCACCAGAUCCUCACCGAGCAAAGCACAUGGCCUCACCUGGCUAGGCAGAUCCGAUCCAGAAGCUUUCAAAUGAGUUUUGCUAUCAAAAGCAGCCUUUCAGUGCUGCACCUAGCCUGGACAAGCUAUUUAUUUGUUUGCAAGGACACCUUUAUAAAAUAGUGGUGUUCUUUACCUCAAUGGCACCUUAGCAGAAAGGGCAAAGAGAUUUCCUGCCUGGGCUGGGAAAAUACCAGGACUUUCUUGUAAGGCUAGCUUGAAAGUAGCCAACUCCUUAUUAAUAAGGAUGAUUACAUUAAGUCAAUGAAUAUUAAAAGACACAGCAGGAUGUUUUGCUGCUUGGUAAAUGAUAUUUACUGAAGGAAUGAUUGCAAUCUAAAUAGCACAUUUCUAGAUUUGUAUUUACCCCUUUUGAGCAGAUUCUUGAGUAAAUGAAUAUAUUUUUAUAACCUUCCAUGGUAGGUUUGUAUUAAAUAUGUUAAACUAUAUGUUAAUAGCACUAAUAGCUUGAUCCUGCAGUCUCUUUGACCCUGUUGGCAGCAGUAGAGGUGAAAGCAGCAGGAUUUUGCUUCACAGUUGAACAAAUUAAUGUAAAUCAGGAAACACAAGAAUUACUCUGCCAUUUAAAAGUGUAUGGCAUGAGGUAAGACAGCCUUUGCUUAUGUUCUGUUUUUCUGUCUUUUUUAUUUUCAGCUAUGAUGAUGUUUAAAUGUAGGGUUUUAGAUCUAUAUAAUAUAUUUAUAGGGUUGUGUGCUUCUCCCCCCCCUCCUUUGAGAACCAGAAGAGAAGGCUCUCAAAAUAAUAACAAAGUCUAUGGGUGAACUCACCUCCUGCUCAGCUCCCAGAUAUCCUUUUAAUAAAAAGCACUCUUUCAUGCUCAUGCAUUUGUGUCUUAAAUCAGGUAGCCUUUUUUUCUGUAUUAAAUUGUUGAAAGAUGUAAUAGCAGUAUUGUUUUACUCUGGAAUUAGAGGUGUUUAAUGUUGAGGUAUUUGAUAAAAUGGACUGUCUUUUUCUUUAUUCUUCUAAUACUUGUUAAAACAGUGGUUAUCUAUUUCUUAAGUCUUUAAAAGUGUUGUAACCUGAAUAUACAAUGAAGUAACAUUCUUAAACUUUUUUGCCUGUCUGGUCAAAUGUACUGUAAUUAUGUACUGAAUGUACUGUAGCCUGUGAAUAAAUAGGAAAAUACCAGGGGUUAUAGAAAUCUUCAGGUCUAGAAAACAAGUAUAUUCAAAUUUUGUUUUAUUGCAUCAAAUCCGUUCAAAUUACUUAAGCAAACAAAACCAACAGAACAGUGUUACUGAGUAGGUGAACCGUGCUUUUUCUGUGGAGAGACUUUUGGGGUAUCCCACAAAGGUCCCUGUCCCAGUAUCUUUGUCUUCGUUUGGAUCCUACAACAAUUUUUUUUUCUCCUCUGGUUUUAAAUGUGUCAAAACUAGGCUCUACUGGAUGGUGCUUUGAUACUUUUGUAGAAGAUAUCAUUGCAGUCAGCAUGUACUUUUUAUUGGCUUAUUUCCCUUAAGUUCUUGGCAUAUUUUUUUCUCAUUCUCUUGAAGUACGUUUACCUCAUUUCAAAAUAUAUUUCAGUAUUCGCCCUAAUCUAGGGCACUUGUUCUGGAUUCAGUUCUGUAGCAUAUUACAUUUUGCUAAAUUCUUUUUUUGGCCUCUUUAACCUCAUUGCUUUUUCCCCCUCAUUUCAAUAAUGUAAAAUUUCUGAUUACUGCAGUUGCUUGUGCCACCCUGUUCUCUUCUUCAGCAUUUCCUUUCCACUUGCACCGUGAUGGCGUUCACUUUCUCUUGCAGUAUUCCCCCUUUAUGGCCAUCACUGUUGUCCGUAGUAAAGGAAUUCUGCUUAAAACGCAGGUGACUUUUAAACAAUUGUUCAGUUUGUGUGGCCCUCUGAUCCAUAACCAGUCACACAUGUGACCAAGUCAUAUGAGCAUGACACGUUUGCUGGCCAAGGAAGAUAGUGUUUGGACCAAGAGUAGUGGCUGCGAUAGAUUAACCUGACAUUGUUUGCGAAAGCAGUUUCCUGGCCUUCAUCAGUUGCGGGCCUUUUUUGUUGCCUUUUCAUAUGUUAUCCUUUGACCAAACAUACCCAUUUGACUUUUAAUUUUUCAUUCUUCUGUAUCUCUGUUAAUGCAGAUCUUGCCUUUGCUCUUCUUUCUUCUUAUGAUAUUUAUAGCAGUUUCCUUUGCUUUACCAAGUUUUCAGUUGACUUCCUUUUCCUUAUAUUCUUUUUCAGAUACUUAUUUUGACUUGUGAUGCAACCAUUUUUCCUUUUAGUAUUUUUCGUUCUUUGUCUUUUCGAUAAAGACAGUAAGGUUUUGCUAGCUCCUGGUGGUGGUGAUGUACGUAUACUACAGUUUACAAAUACCUCUUUUAUGCACUGGUUUAAUUUUUGCACUCCAUUUUAUUCAAAUUAAUCUGCUUUUUGGUCUUGCUCAGUGAUACACUUUACCAUUGCAAACUAAUUUUUGACCAUGUUUACUUCUACCUGCUCUCCAUUUUUUGUUUUGUUUUUUCUUGUUUCUUCACUCUCUCACUCAAUUAUAAUGUUCACCUUCCUGAAAGUUACCUUUUAUUCUGAACCUUGAAGGUGACGUGUUGGCACCUAUAUUUUCCCUGAGGUGAAAUUCACUGCGCAAGGUGGUGAAUAGCCUGGCCUGAUGUGAGCUACCUCGAGGGCUGUUUUAUGUCCUUUGGACUGCGCAGAAGCGCUAAGUGGUCAGCCUGGUAUGCAUCACUGGAGUUCUUGUGGGCGUUCCACCUGAACCAGCUUUCAAAGAAAG